Molecule: messenger RNA, 2807 nt
Organism: Betta splendens (Siamese fighting fish)
Lineage: Eukaryota; Metazoa; Chordata; Actinopteri; Anabantiformes; Osphronemidae
Gene: ccdc93
Product: coiled-coil domain containing 93
Exons: 23
Coding region: 106-2010 (634 amino acids)
Biological process (GO): Golgi to plasma membrane transport
Source: RefSeq, a predicted model, not a curated record
AUUAAAUAUACGUAAAUGAAAAUGUUGAUUUAGGAGUAAAGUAGACUCAACCCGCGCCUCUUAUUUCCCGUCAUGUGACCGUCAUCAACAACAGUUCUGUUCAACAUGGCGGCUACGUCUGUCUUCCACAGAGUGAGAACUGGAUCGAAAAUAGGUGCCCAGUAUGAUCAAGACGGCAAUGUUAUUCAGGUGGAAACCAGAGAGGACGAGGAGCAGAGUGUCAAGUUGGCGGAGAUCCUGGAGCUCCUGCUGGCAGCUGGUUACUUCCGAGCCAGGAUCAAGGGAUUAUCACCUUUUGAUAAGGUGGUGGGGGGUAUGACCUGGUGCAUCACAACAUGUAAUUUUGAAAUUGAUGUGGAUCUUCUUUUCCAAGAAAACUCGACUAUUGGUCAGAAAAUAGCCCUGACAGAGAAGAUAGUUUCUGUUCUCCCAAAAAUGAAGUGUCCUCAUCGCCUGGAGCCCCAUCAAAUUCAAGGGCUAGAUUUUAUUCACAUAUUUCCUGUGAUACAGUGGUUGGUGAAACGAGCUAUAGAGACUAAGGAGGAGAUGGGUGAUUAUGUGAGAGCCUAUUCUAUUUCCCAGUUCCAGAAGACUCACAGCCUCCCAGAGGAUGAAGAGUUUAUUCAAAGCAAAGACAAGGCUGUGAGGGCAGUUCUGGAUGUAUUGGAAGUAUACAAACCACAGCGAAAGUACAGGAGGCAGGGGGAAGCAGGAGAGCUGGUAGACGAGGAGUCCAGGGUUCACUCCACUCUGCUGGAAUAUGGCAGGCGAUAUGGAUUCAGCAGGGAGGCCAAACAAGACAAGGUGGAUGGGGUGAAGGCCUCACAGGUGCCAGGCUCUCAGGCAGCGUCUACUAGAAUGGCAGAUGUGUCAGAAGAAGAAGAUUUGCAGGCAGCAGAAGAGAUGCGAAUCAAAACCCUGAUGACCAGCAUGGCUGCAAUGACAAAGGAAGAGGGAAAGCUUACUGCAAGUGCAGUAGGUCAGAUAGUGGGACUGCAGUCUGAGGAGAUUAAACAGAUCGCCUCUGAGUACGCUGAAAAGCAGUCCGGGUUAACCUCAGAGGACCGUUCAGAGCGCUUUGGGCCACUGCAGCAACAUCGCAGGGUGGUCACGUCCCUCAACAAACAAGUCCAGCAAAAAACGAAAGCGCUGGAGGAGUUGCAGGCCAAGCUUGAAGAGGUGAAGACAGGUUGUGAUAAGGCCAAGAGAAAUCUGAUGGAGGCUACAGAGCAGUCAGAGAAGCUGGAGAAGGAGCUGAAAUCUUUAGAAGAGAUGGAGAAGCAGGCUGACAGCAGCCUUUUAGAGAAGCUGCGGGCUCUGGUCAUGAUGAAUGAGAACCUGAAGCAGCAGGAGCAGGAGUUCCGCAUACACUGCAGAGAUGAGAUGGCCCGUUUGCAGCAGAACAUUGAGGAGUUAAACACUGCAUCAGGGCAUGACACCAAGGAGGAGCAGGAGAGGAACCAGCUGAUAGACAAACAGUACAACAACGACAGAGAAAAAUUACAAAAGAUCCGUUUGCUCAUGGCACGAAAGAACCGCGAGAUCGCCAUCAUGCAAAGGAAAAUCGAUGCUGUGCCGAGCCGGGCGGAGUUGACACAGUACCAGAAGAGAUUCAUCGAACUCUACAGCCAAGUUUCUGCAACACACAAGGAGACCAAGCAGUUCUUCACUCUGUAUAACACGUUAGAUGACAAGAAGGUUUAUCUGGAGAAGGAGGUGAAUCUACUGAAUUCCAUUCAUGACAACUUCCAGCAGGCCAUGUCGUCUUCGGGGGCUAAGGAACAGUUCCUCAGGCAGAUGGAGCAAAUAGUGGAGGGAAUUAAACAAAGCCGGAUUAAGAUGGAGAAAAAGAAGCAGGAAAACAAAAUGAGGAGGGAUCAACUGAAUGAUGAGUACCUGGAGCUGCUCGACAAGCAGAGGCUGUAUUUCAAAACUGUCAAGGACUUUAAAGAGGAGUGUCGUAAGAACGAGAUGCUGCUUUCCAAGCUGAGGGCAAAAGGAGCAUCUUAACACUCAUCCUUGUUUGUGUUUGAUGUAAGUGAAAUGUAGAGUCUUGUAAAAUUUCUAAGGCGUUGAAUAUAUAGAGUAUGGAUCUAUUUUGAGCAUCUCACAUUUUGUUUUAUCAUUUUCCUUUACAGCUGAUGAUUGUUAAAAUUAUGAACAUUACAUUUACACAAAUCCAAAUGAAGACAAUGAUGUCUUGAGUUAGAGCAUUAAGAAGCUGUGAUGUGUUCCAAAUUGCUCAGUUAUUAUUAUCAAGCUUGACUGUCUAACCUGAAAUCAGAUCAAUGUUAUGCCACCAUUAAAUGUUUACAUUGCAUCAUAUAAAAUGUUACGCAACAAACCUUAACUUACGUAACUAACAUUUGCCUAAAACGUUAGAUUUUGACCUUGCCAUUACAUAGUUCAGUGUAUUUUCUGGCAGUAGAUGUUGAUAACAACAUGAAUGAGGUCAUUAUUGGUAACUACAGUACUUUGAAAGUUUGGGAAGGGCUUUUUGUUCCAUUCCAGUCCUCAGUAAUGUUGUGAUUAUGGCCACAUCAGUCAGAAAUUACCAUUUACGUUGCUGACAUCUGCUCAGUCAGGUCCUGUCAAUAGUCAAUUGAAUUCUUUGUAAAAGCUCUAACAGUCUUCUGAAAGAUGACAGUUUCCAUGAUGGUGUUUAAAACUGUACAAACUAAAGUUUUGUUCAAUUAAAUCUUUAAAGGCUGCACUAACUUAAAAGAAAUCACAAGAAAUGAAAAGUGCCUGAACGUGUUUGUUUUAAAAAUGUUACUUUUCAUAAAUAAAAUAGUAGUGAUUCUGUU